UGUCAUUGUUUAAUACAUAAGUCGUCCCACCAUGCCCACCCUGCCACCUUAUCUGGCAAUUCUUCGGAUAAGACCGCGAAUCGGGUCCGUGGGAUUUGGCAUUGAAGCUGGAAUUCAGAUAAUGAAUUCUUGGAUGCGCUACCUUAGACAACAGCAACGAGUAUCGCAACCUUCACCCGUCCUCUAGCCUCUAGCUUCCAAUCGUCAUGCCGCGGGACCAUACAGGCAUAAUCUAACUUUUACUCCUCCUCGAACUCGCCCGCACUAUGCCGCCGCACCUACACCCGCGGUCGCGAAUGACCUCCUCGCUCUUCGCCACGACCGUAGCAGCAAGUUUCUUCGUCGUGACGCUCCCGCACAUUCUGCCCUGUCCCGCGCCGCGGGUGACCUACGCCGACUCGGAAAUAGCCGCAGACGGCACGAGGCGGCGGCGACGGAGGAAACCCGAGCCGGCGGUCGUGAAGGACGGCAUCGUCCAGUUCGAAAGCCCGACCGAGGACUUGGAAAGGGUCGCUACUGAGACCGGCGGCAUUGCUACGAGGGCAAGGAAAGAAAGAGAAUGCCCCGUGCCCAAACCGGGCGGCGUCAUUGGUGAGCUGAUGGGGUUUAAGGGCAAGUCGAAAGCGGACGAAGGAAAGGGGCCAAGUGAUAAUACAUAGAAAAUAGCGAGCGUGAGGUUGGAAAAUCCACUGGAAACUUUACAUUCGCAAUGUGUAUAAUACUACCAUGCGAAGAAUAUGUUGCAGUUACUGAUUACUCCACACAACAUUAGGAUUAUCACAGGUAGUUAAUAAAAGAUGAACUACUCUGUA
Daldinia decipiens is the source of this 812-nucleotide messenger RNA. RefSeq lists its product as uncharacterized. Gene Ontology annotation, biological process: mitochondrial respiratory chain complex IV assembly. The transcript is spliced from 2 exons. NCBI's taxonomy places the organism in Eukaryota, Fungi, Ascomycota, Sordariomycetes, Xylariales, Hypoxylaceae. Gene Ontology annotation, cellular component: mitochondrial matrix. The record is from RefSeq and is a predicted model, not a curated record. The coding region runs from base 267 to 659 and encodes 130 amino acids.